Achroia grisella is the source of this 759-nucleotide messenger RNA. RefSeq names its product 15-hydroxyprostaglandin dehydrogenase [NAD(+)]-like. Gene Ontology annotation, cellular component: cytoplasm. Gene Ontology annotation, molecular function: oxidoreductase activity, acting on the CH-OH group of donors, NAD or NADP as acceptor. The record is from RefSeq and is a predicted model, not a curated record. The transcript has a single exon. Lineage: Eukaryota; Metazoa; Arthropoda; Insecta; Lepidoptera; Pyralidae. Bases 1 to 759 code for a protein of 252 amino acids.
AUGACUCAAACAUUAAAAAACAAAGUUGUGGUUAUCACCGGCGGCGCUGAAGGUAUAGGGUAUGCAAUCGCUAAUGCCUAUCUAGAGAAAGAACCGAAAGUAGUAAUCAUAUUGGAUAUUAAUGAGAAACUUGGCGCAGAAGCAGCGGCAACCCUAAAUUCUAAGUAUGGUGACAAUAAAGCUGUUUUCAUAAAAUGUGAUGUUACUGCUGACAUUGAAGCUGUAACUAAAGAAAUCAUAGAUAGAUACAACACAGUAGAUGUAUUAGUGAAUAACGCUGGCAUAACUGAUGAAAUACAGGUCAGAAAGACAGUAGCUCUUAAUGUAACAGCUGUGUUCGAAUGGACGUUCAAAUUAUGGGAGCACAUGAGAAAGGAUAAAGGAGGAAAAGGAGGUACAAUUAUAAAUAUAUCCUCAAUUUGUGGAUACAGAAGAGAUCAAUUUUUACCUGUUUACAAAGGCACGAAACAUGCAAUUAUGGGCUUCUCCAGAACUAUUGGACAUUCGUUUAAUUAUGAUAUAACUGGAGUGCGAGUCGUAGUUCUAUGUCCAGGAUUCACGAAAACCUCAUUAGCCAGUAAAGAUAAAAUCACUGUAGAUCCAGCAAUUAUUAGGCAUUACAUUGAUUUUAUGAAGAAUAACUGCCCUUGGCAAUUGCCAGAUUCGGUUGGCAAAGCUGCUGUAGAUGUUUAUGAGAAUGCUGUCAGUGGUACAGCUUGGGAAAUAGAAGGUGGCAAGCCAAUUGUUGAAGUACCAUAA